Messenger RNA from Cydia strobilella, 2805 nucleotides. RefSeq names its product zinc finger protein 878-like. The transcript is spliced from 11 exons. Bases 104 to 1894 code for a protein of 596 amino acids. The record is from RefSeq and is a predicted model, not a curated record. NCBI's taxonomy places the organism in Eukaryota, Metazoa, Arthropoda, Insecta, Lepidoptera, Tortricidae.
CGCAAAAAUCAUUGCAUUUACAGGCUACAUUACCUUGAAUUGUGAAUUUUAUCAUUAAAAUUAUAUUCAACUAGAUCACAACUUAUUAGUUCUAGAGACGAAUAUGGAGGAUACAGCAGAAAUCGCUUUAAAAACACUGUGUUGCACAUGCUUAAGUAACGACAGAAAGUUGUCUCAACUUUGCCGAAUAAAUGAUGGAGUAAACAAUCUAUAUUCGCUUCUAUCAUACGACUCGGAAGCUUACAGGGAAGGAUUCUACAAGGAAGCUGCAAGUCUAUUUAUUUGCUGGGAGUGUGCAGCGAUCAUGCAGAGGAUUGCCCGCUUUAGACGGCAGGCUUGUGUGGCGCAGAAACAGUUGUCGGUUAUAGCUGAGGGUCGGGAUUUAAAGUCCAAAAGUUGCCUCUCCCGUCUCCUCUGCUGCCACAAACAUACCUAUGACUUCACUAUAACCUCUGACAUACAAGAAACUGACAAUUUCAUAGACUGCGGCCCGGAAAUCAAGACUGAAACUGACAUGGAUGACAUACCACUGUCAGAGUUACAUGAUAAUUGUAUGUCAGAUAAUGACUGCCAUAUUGAAGAAAAUUACGUUAGAGAAAAGAAAAAAAUUGAAGAAAAUGUCAAAGUUAAAAGUAAAAGAAAGAAAUUGAAUGAAUUUCAGAUAGAUAAAGUAAAUAAAAAACGGAAAAGAUUAAAAAAGAAAGAUUACUUUAAUUAUAAAGAUUAUUUUGUAACAAAAGAAAUGGGUGAAGAGAAAAUGCUAGAGAGUAGGGAAAGAAGGAAAAUGGAGGAAAGUUUUGUUGGUGCAGCAUUCAAAUGUGAGUCUUGUGUGGAGGUGUUUAAGAGUCAGAUUAGCCUGGACCGACACAAUGAGAAUAAUCAUAUAGAGAAACCCGAUCAUGUACAGUGCCUCAUCUGCCUGUCAUACGUAAAGAACGACAGUGUGACCGCCCACAAGUCGGAUCACUGCUCGCUGCACUCCUGCCUUCUCUGUGACCACGCCUGCUACAGUGUGCAGGAAAUGAACAAGCAUUUGAAAGUUCACAAGCAUGUGAAGAGAAAUAAGACCGAGAGAGCUGGUAUUAAAUGUAGCGCGGUGAUGGGACUGCCCACAGAUGUGUACCCCUGCCCAGAGUGCAACAAGUAUUUUCAGAAUAAGAACCAGCGUUGGAAACACGUGCAGCGCCACCACAGGGAGGGGUACACGUGCGCCGCCUGCGGCAAGAAGUUCGCCUUCAAGAAUAACCUCGCCAGGCACGAGCAGGUCCACCAGGCGCCGCCUCCCCGCCAGCAGUGCCCCUCUUGCAACAAACUAGUCCGCGUCGACCUUCUGAAGAUCCACGCGAGGAUACACCAGAAGCGGGAGCAGUUCGAGUGCGUCGAGUGUGCCAAGAGCUUCGUCAGCCGAGCGUCGUACGAGCAUCACCUCAAGUACACGCAAGCGCACGCCAACAAGGACAUACUAAAGUACAAGUGCAGUGUGUGCGAGAAGGGGUACCGGUCCCGCGGCGAGUUGCGGGACCACGUCAACUACCAGCACAUAGGGCAGACGCAGCACAAGUGUCCCGUCUGCGGCAAGGCGCUGGCAACGCGCAGGUGCAUCACGCGGCACGUGCGGCGCGCGCACCACGGCCUCAAGGAGGGGCCGCGCGACAAGGUGUGCCAGCUGUGCGGGAAGGCCUUCAGGGAUAAAAAAGGGCUCCGCGAGCACGAGUUCAUCCACACGGGCGAGCGGCCGCUGUCCUGCGAACUGUGUGGAUGCACCUUUAGGCAGAGCGCCUCGCUUUACACGCACAAGAAGAGGGUGCACAAGAUAUGCCCUCCCAGGAAGACUGUCAACGUAAUCGCACCUAAUGCUAGUGGAAAUACGGUUGAAAAUGCAACAACUGAGUAGAAAUAUCAUUUCUGUCCGCCACAGUAUUUUCAUAUAAACAGGUUUACCAAAUAUCACGCUAGAUGGCGCUGCACCGGGUGCGGCGAUUCCUACAUCGCGCUAAUGAGAUUUUUAUUAGGAUUGUAUAUAAGUAAUAUAAGCAUUAUUUACUUUUGUCAAUGAAUGUCUUGUAUCAUUGGAUUAUUUGGAUUGGUGAUUGUACUUUAAUGAGGGCAACCGCGUUUAAUUUCGCCGCUAGGGGCGCUAGUGUAGAUGGAGGUCUUUCAAAAUGUCAAAUGCAUAGAAGUUUUGGGGGGUUUCAAGCUUUUUUAUCGGGAAUUUUCACUCCUUAUUCAUAAUUGUGGUAAAUCUUUGUCCAUCUUUGAUUAAUCAUGGUAAACAAUAGAUAUAGCUCAAAAAAUGUUAGUGGUUUAAAAAAAAGUGCCAACUAAAAUAUAUGCAAAAUAAAACGGGUUAAAAAAAUGGCACAUUUAGACGUUAAAAUACCUUUGUGUAUUAGAACGUAUUGAUUUUAUAAAAAUAAGUAUAUCAGAAUUUUGAGAUCUGUUUUUCUGGACCUACAUGGCGCCAACUGGUGAGCUCAAAAACGGUAGCCCUCAUUCGCCUACCUUUAGAUCCUAGCCCAACGGUUGACUAGUAGAGAAUGCAUUGAGGCAUUAAAUGCGCCAUUUGUACUAUCAUAUACCCUCUUAUACGAAAAAGUACAGCCAUUUGUGGAUAUUUAUGUACUGAUCAAUAACAUUAUUUAAUUCCACUAAUAAAAUAUACAUUACAAUUUUAUUAUAUGUGAUUAUAUCCUCUUAUGGUAACAUAAAUAUAAUUUUCAACACACUUGCUCAAAACUACGUUUUUACCGAUUUUUAGCUCAUAAUCCUAGAUAUUAAACACGCGUGCUUUUUCAGUAUAUUAUA